AUGUCAGUACCAAAAGCGGUAACCCCGAGCUACACUCGGGCUUACCGUGCGGCGCUGCAUAGGGAUUCCCUGCAGAGCUUACCUUGUCCUGCGCCUGCGCUCCCGCGAUGUGUCCCCUGCAGUGUCCCCCGGCCAUCUCCUCCGGCCGAUGCCGGCAUCCAGCUUCUGUGUUCCGGUUCCUGUGACGUCGGGAUGUACGGGCGCAGGCGGCGGCGGAAAAUUUUAAAAAAUUUCAUUUUUUUUUCCAAACAGAUUUCACAUAUGCUUUGUCCUGUGCCCUGCCUGAAUUUUGUCUGUUCUUUC
Messenger RNA from Staurois parvus, 303 nucleotides. Lineage: Eukaryota; Metazoa; Chordata; Amphibia; Anura; Ranidae. The record is from the annotation of a GenBank genome assembly.